AUGGAAAUCUGUCUGACUUUUAUUCUUCUCUCAUCCACACUCACACUCACAGCAGCUGACAGUGUGAGGUUGGUGAAUGGUGGAAGUCGCUGUUCUGGGAGAGUGGAGGUUCUUCAGGAUGGUCAGUGGGGAACAGUGUGUGGUUUUAACUGGGAUGAGGUCGAUGCUGCAGUGGUGUGUAGAGAGCUGCGCUGUGGGGAGGCUGUAAACGCACCACAAUAUGGUCACUUUGGACCAGGAUCAGGACCAAUCUGGAUGUUUGGUGUGAACUGUAGAGGAUCAGAGUCGACACUGAAGGACUGUGGGUCAGCGGGGAGAGGGGAGAGUUAUAACUGUAAUCAUAAUGAUGAUGCUGGAGUCACCUGCUCAGGUCAGAUUUUGAGACUCACUGCUGGUCCUCACCGGUGCUCUGGGAGAGUGGAGGUGCUUCAUGGAGGUUCCUGGUCCACAGUGUGUGAUGCUGACUUUGACCAGCAGGAUGCAGAGGUUGUGUGUCGAGAGCUGGACUGUGGGAUUCCUGUGGAGGUUCUGGGAUCAGCUGCUUUUGGACGAGGGGAGGGUCAGGUGUGGACAGAGGAGCUUCAGUGUAGAGGAACUGAAUCUGACAUUACCUUCUGUCCAACAUCAUCUUCACUCAAACACUCACACUGUUCCCAUGACAACGAUGUGGGAUUAAUAUGUUCUGGUCACACAGAGGCGCGGCUGGUGAACGGACCGGACUCCUGUUCUGGUCGAGUGGAGCUCCAGUACCUCGGUGAGUGGGGCACAGUUUGUGCUGUAGGCUGGGAUAUGAGAGCUGCAGAUGUUCUGUGUGCACAGCUGGAUUGUGGGAGUGCUGUGGCUGUGGUGGAGGUGGACUGGUUUGGGAAUGGGAGUGGCCACAUCUGGGCUGAUGUGUUUGAUUGUCAGGGGAAGGAGACACACCUAUCACGAUGUGGCGUCUCAUCAUGGAGUCGAGCUGCAUGCUCUCAUAAACACGACGCUGGAGUCAUCUGUACUGGAUCAUCCAUGGUGUUUCAUGAGGGGCGAGUGCGGUUGUCUGGAGGGAGAGAGUGUCAGGGGGAGGUGGAGAUUUAUUUCAGGCAGCACUGGAGGAGAGUUCUCCUGGACUCGUGGAGUCUGUCUGAGGCGUCUGUGCUCUGCAGACAGCUGGGCUGUGGCUCUGUGCUGAACUACCGCUCCUCUCCAUCCACCACUGAACACAAACACAUGUGUGUAACGGGUUUCAGCUGCUCUGGGAGUGAAGAUCAUCUGGGGAACUGCAGCAGGCCACAAGCUGAACCUGUCAACUGCAGCUCUGGGGAACAGCUCUACAUCACCUGCUCAGGUAAACAUAAUAAAGACCCCCGCUCCAUCAGGUUGGUUGGUUCUGGGGGAGACUGUGCAGGAAGGCUGGAGGUUUUCCACAGCGGCUCGUGGGGGACAGUGUGUGAUGACUCGUGGGAUAUUGAGGAUGCCCAGGUGGUGUGCAGACAGCUGCAGUGUGGAGUGGCCCUCAGUACCCACAUACCAGCCUGGUUUGGUCCUGGAACUGGGUCCAUAUGGCUGAAUGAGGUGGAGUGUGAGGGGAACGAGACGUCCCUGUGGAACUGCAGAUUUCAGCUGUGUGAAGAGGGUGAAUGUGGACACCAUGAGGACGUAGGAGUCGUCUGCUCAGAGUUUAAAGAGAUCCGACUCUCAGAGGGCUGUGAGGGGAAUCUGGAAGUGUUCUACAAUGGAACCUGGGGUAAUGUGUGUUACAAUCAGAUGGAUGAUGAGACGGUAAACAUGGUGUGUCGAGAGCUGAACUGUGGAAGACGAGGCAGUCUGUCAAACACUGAAGCACGAGUAAAAUCUGCUCCUAAUUGGCUGGAUGAACUGAAAUGUAGGAAACACGACUCUAAUCUGUGGCAGUGUCCAUCUUCACCCUGGGGACAGAACAGAUGUGAUAAUCGUGAAGAGGCUGCUCGUAUUACCUGCACAGAAGAUGGAACGUCUCUACGUACUCAUGGGACAUGUUCAUCAUUUCCUCUUCAGAAAUACUGCUCAAAGCACUGGUCUCUCAGGCUGAGUGGAGGAAAGGGAAGCUGCUCUGGGAGGUUGGAGGUGUAUCAUAACUCUACGUGGGGCUCCGUUUGUGAUGAUCGGUGGAACAUCAGGAACGCUCAGGUGGUGUGCAGACAGCUGGGCUGUGGGUCGGCGCUGAGUGCUUAUAGGAAUGUUUGGUUGGGUUCUGGUGAAGGGACUAUCUGGAUGAACAGAGUGAAGUGUCGAGGGGAUGAGAUUCACCUGUGGGACUGUCAUCAUUCCCUGAAGAACCACACUGACUGCUCUCAUGCUGGAGUCACCUGUGCAGGUCAGAGGGGUGUGCUAACUUUUCAGCUUUCUGUCUCAGUGAUAAGACUUGAUAACUUUUAUUUAGAAUUAAGUCCACCCACCCCUCCACUGGUUCUCUUUGUGUUGGGAACGCUGCUCUUCCUGGCCUUAGUGCUUCUGCUGGUACUGUUUUACCAGAACAGAGUUCUCAGGAGAGUUGUCUCUAGGACGAGGCGUAAGACUGAGUCUGAGGCAGUCUAUGAGGAGAUCAACCACAGAUACAUGGCUAGAAGAAUCACGAGCUUCACUCAAAGAGGAAGUCUCCUCUCUGAAGAACAGCAUUCUGGGUAUGAGGAUGUGGAUGAUGAGCUUCUCUCAGAGGAUGAAGCUGAGAAUUAUGAUGACGCCAUUACAGCUGAUCAGAAGUCAGUUAUACUGACAGAGGACGUGUCCGAGAACUAUGAUGAUGCAGUUACCACUGAAACAAACCCAAACAUCAUCACAGACAAUCCAGAAGAUUAUGAUGAUGUCAUCACUGAGGAACAGGAUGUAGGAGAGACAGAAGAAUAUGAUGAUGUGGAGGAGAAAUCUCAGAAAGACAGGGACCAUGUGACUGAGACACGCCCCCAAAGGCCUUUUCUCAGGAAAUUACAUUUCAACUUUUAUAAACACAAAAAAUGAUUUUAUUUUACUUCCAAUAAUUUCAUUCAUUCUGAACCAUGUUCAUUUUCUCACCUUGUUAUUAGCAAAUAGAUUAGGGAGAGUUAAAUCACCUCCAUUAUUACUGAACCAAAUGUUUCCAGCUUUCCUUUUACAACACAUUUAGUGCUAUAAGUCAUAGUGAGCUUAAAUAUCACUGACACACCACACCUCAUUUAUCUCACCAGUUUAUUCCAUCAAAAUGGCCAUAAUGUUCAUUUCAAUCUUUUGGUGAAACAUCUGAUCUUAUCAUUCAUGUCUAACUGAAACUUGGGAAUCUGUUAUUCAGUGUUUUUAUAAAUGAGUUAAUUACAUUCCACUUGUUAGAUGAAAACUUUAUUACAUAUGUUAAAAAUUAUUACAAUCCAGAAAUAUGCAACUGUCUGAAAUAGAUAAAGAUUUUUCAUUUAUUAUGCUCAGGUAAUGUUUUAUAUUUUAAGAUCUAAUUCAAUAUUCUAUGUUUUCUAUGUUGAUUUUCUAUAUGGCUAUAUGGAACUAGAAAGUGUUGAUUAAUUUUUCACAACAACACGGCUCUGAUAAUAGUUAAAAUCUUAUCAUUCAUGUCUAACUGAAACUUGUGAUUCUGUUAUUAAGUGUUUCAGAAAUGAGCCAGAAUAAAACUUAUUACAAAUAUUAAAAUGUUAAUAUAUAUAUAUAUAUAUAUUCAAUUCAAUAUUUAUGUCACACCUGAAUUAUAGUAAAAUAAUUUUUCUUUUAGUUAUUUAAUAGUUACGACUGCCACAUAAAUGAUUCUAAUAAAUGAUUCAUUUGAAUAUUUUAUUUUUCCUACAGUUCUUCCUACAGUCCUUCUCAUUAUGUAAGCCCAUAAUAAACUGAUUUAAAACAUGUUAUAUAACAAAGAAUAGUGUAUAAUCAUUUUUGUUGACAUUACUAAUAGAUGUUUAUUUAACAUUUAUAGAAAGAGUCUCGAGUUUCAGUUCUUUGUAACAGUUAUUUAUUAUUAUUUCAGCAGCUGCAGUUAAAGUAAUCCUGAAAGUCGGGGUGUUGCAGCCCCAUCAGCAGCCUUACUUCCUGCCUCCUUGUAUAGAAUGAGAAAUGGACAAGGAAUUUAAAUAUUUUGUCUAAAUAAACAAUAUGCAAGCAAAUGCAACCUUUUUAUCCAUAGUAAGUAAAUAUUGUGCCUUAUUCUGAGCGCUGUAUUCACCUUUUUCACUAUUUUAUUACAUAUUGUUUACUUAAACAAUUGAUUAAAUAAAAGUGCUUUUAUAAU
This is a messenger RNA of Hemibagrus wyckioides, 4225 nucleotides long. RefSeq names its product antigen WC1.1-like. The record is from RefSeq and is a predicted model, not a curated record. The transcript has 16 exons. Gene Ontology annotation, cellular component: membrane. Bases 1 to 2976 code for a protein of 991 amino acids. Lineage: Eukaryota; Metazoa; Chordata; Actinopteri; Siluriformes; Bagridae.